Molecule: messenger RNA, 5503 nt
Organism: Dermacentor albipictus
Lineage: Eukaryota; Metazoa; Arthropoda; Arachnida; Ixodida; Ixodidae
Source: RefSeq, a predicted model, not a curated record
UACAUUGGCAGAGGUUGUUGGACUCCCUUAAGUCACCCUGGAGCUCAGCACUCGUGCAUUGCCCACCAACACCAUGACUGACUGACAUGUUUAUAUAGGUGUUCUGUGCAAUGGCUGCCACCGUCACUUGCGUCAGUGUUCUCCGUCAGUGGGACCGGAGAACUUCAGGUCAAAGACUGGCUGUCCUCCUAUGAAUGUGUAAGCACUCACAAUAAGUGGGACGACCACACAAAACUUCUUAUUUUACCUUUCUGAUGUUCAAAACCUGUAGUUUAUGAACCACAAAUCAUCUGAAGUUGGUCUGUGUUCAAAACACAUUUCACCGAAGUGUUUGGCCUGUUUUUGGACUGUUUGGCCACUGUAUACCCACAAGCUAUGCAAUGAACAGUGCGUAUGCCAGUGCACACAGCAGCCUGGCGAGUCUUUUCCCAGCUAUAUUGAGGAUGCAUUGGAUCUUUGCAGCAGUGUUAAUCCAACUAUGACCGAGGAUGAGAAGAUCAAAUGUAUUCUGAAGGAUAUUGAGGAUGACUCGGUUCCAAUGCUGCUUGCCAGGAGUCCAUUCAGUGUCGCCAUUCUCUUUAACCUAUGUCAGAGUUUCGAUGAAUUGCGCUGCCAGCAUAACUUCGGCCACCAAAAGGGGCCGCAGGCUUACUCCGUCCCGCGGCCAUUGCAGUUGCCGCUGGCCAUGCCGAUCCUUCUGCUCUUGUACUUCAGCUGAAGGAUUUAUUUUGAGAGGAAGUGGCCCACCAGUUAUUGCUGCUCCCUCAAAGCCAGAAGCCUGCCCAACCACUGACUCUGCCCAUGCAAUAAGCCAUCCGUGCCCAGAUAUCUGACGCACUUCCCCCCAUUCGGCCACUAAGCUUCUGUGACGGCACCGCUCUCCUAUGCCGACUACCCGCUUCUUUCACAUCUCUGAUGGCACCGUUAUGGUCCCUAGAAUAUAGGCUAGUCUGCACCAUAGAGACUGGGCGAGACGCUUCAUGAGUGAAGGUGCAGGGGGUGCUGCAAGCAGUCUUACUGCUACGCACUUUGCUGUCGUCUGCUUGGCUGUCUGCAUGCACCGCAGCGGCUUGGUGCAGGAGGUUUACAACCUCUUCCGAGUCUCCGGUUUUCAAGCGAAGGUUGUAUUGGUUUACAAGUUUUAGUGGCGCUGUCGUGGUCACGCAAAAAAAAAAAACUGUUGCUCCCAGAGCAGAGCACCUGUGCGAACGUGCACACAAUAGGGCGGUUUGCCGAGCUGACAGCUGCGCCGGCGCUGGAGUGAGUAAUUAGCAAGAAUUCCAGCUGCAUCGGCGCGCGCAACCAAUCGGAGCCGUUUCGCUUCCGCUGGGAAGGGAGAGCACAGGAAAGGGGUUCGCGCGCGCUGCGCCGGCAUCGUGUCCGUUCAGUUCGGUAUCGGAAAACGGAUGGGACGGCCACGCAUUGUGCGUUCCCCCGAGGAACAGGCAGCCUUCAACGAACGACGGCGAGCACUGGCCCGUGAAAGGGCUCGCCGUCGGCGUGCUGAUCCAGCCGUUAGAGCCGCCCGAGCCCAGGCAAUGCGACAGCAACGAGAGGAAGAUCCCGAGCUGAGGGAGCGGGAGGCCGAAGCAAUCCGAAGACGACGAGCGGCAAACCCCGAGCUCAGAAAACGGGAGGCCGAGAGGAAACGCCGGAGAAGAGUUGUCGAUCCCGAGUACAGGGAACGGGAUGUCCAAGCGAAACGGCAGCGACGAGCUAACGACCCCGAGUAUCGGGCCAGGGAAUCGGAGCGUCUUCAACAGCGUCGCCUCGGUACCCCACAAGCAGCCAGCACCAGUGCCGACAACGGUGGUGAACCGACAACGAAACGGUUCGAACGUCAGUUUCUCGCCCGUACGUUCGGAACGUCUUGCACAGUUUGUGACCGACUCUGGUUUGAUAACACCGUGACACUCGUUACGGGAAUCCGUUCUCCGGAAAAGCGCGACAACGCCUUCGAAGUGCUACGCGAACAUUACCCCAACGUAGACCAAGUUUGCUCCACCUGCAAAGACGCUGUAACCAGAGGAGUGCUCCCCGCAUACAGCACUGUAAACGGUUUGAUCAUGGAUGCCGAGUUCAUCGCCAUGCACUCACUGGGAACAAUACCUUCCGAACAUACACGCGAUGGCAUCAGGUUCAUUCUGUUUAUGCUGGCAAUACAAAGUGGACGCUUCUUUGAUAUCCCAGCAGCGUUGUCCAUGAAGUCGCUACGGCUGAAGAUGCACCUCACGCUUGCCAGUGUCUCUUGGCGUGUGCAAACGAAACUCGCUCUUGAUGCCGGACCACCACCUUCGAGAUCUGGCUGUGUGGCAAAAGCCUUUCCUCAACCAGGGCCCAAUCACUGCCGCAAACAGGCAAUGAUUUUUGCAGCCCAGUACAGCAGAGUGAUAGUCUGUCAACCUUGACUCAUCUGAUAUCGAAGAAAUCCCAGACAGAACACGUUAGAAUUGCACUAAUUUCACAAUUAAACUGCUACCUUUCCAAGCUGCCGCUGAGAGAAAACAGAAUCCGCAUAUACCAGUGCGAGGAGACAAGCGGCACAUUGUAUCGAGGCUACAUUCCUCCUCGCCAAUAAAAUGGUCUAUAGCUACAUGCAAGAUAUUCUUACCUGCACAAUACAUGUAUAUAUACUUCUGCUUGUCUGUCACCAAGGGCUGCAGCAUAAGCACUUUUACAGCUUUCAGUCGUGCAACUGAGACGUUUAUCGGCUGGAGAGGGUCACGGUGAGAGGAGCAUGAAAUUUCUGAACUCUGCCAAUGCAUCAUUCGAAUGCCUUCGAAAAGAGCCAUUUUCGAAAAGGCAAAAAAAAAAAAGACACAUAGGAUUUUUGGCAGCUAGAGGCUGUCAAACAGCUGCACAAGGUCGAACGGACAUCCACCACAUCGUGCCAUUGAAGAUAUACCCGAUGCAAUCGCAGGGCAAAGCAACCACUUCGUCCUGUUGCAGCCACCCUGAGCAGCGAAAAAGCAAUCUGAGAGUUGUGCAACGCAUCUCAGUUUCAGAUCCAGCAAAAGCUUAAACCCAUACGUAGCAGCCAUAGUGGUCGUAGAGCGCGCAGUGAAAAAAAGCUAUCUGAGAGUUAUGCGACACGUCUCAGUUUCAGAUUCAGAGAAAGCUUCAACCCGUACGUAGCAUCCAUAGUGUGUGCAGCGAAAAAGGCUAUCUAAGAGUUGUGCAAUGUGUCACAAACGUAAACAUGCAUGCAGCAAAUUGUUCCCGAAGGUAUACCUGUUGCAACCUGAAGCAAAGCAAGUCGAAGCAAUUGCUUUUGUCCUGUUGCAGCUAUUGCGCACAAUAAUGUUCUGCCGCGUAUCCCAAAAAGCUAGAUCCCAGGCGUACCAGCCACAGCGCGCGAAGCGAAAGAAAGCGCUUCGUACCGUUGGAAAAUAGGGCCCACAAGUAGAAAUCAAAGCCAAAGCCUGCGGGUUAUGCAGCAACCUUACGGUACUAUCUGGAGGCGAGAAAGUGCGCAUGCGUUGGGCUCCUGCCACAGGUGUAUUGGGCGCUUGAUUCACGGAAUCAGACAGUUCGGUAAAGGGCAGAUAGUGAAUGUUCCCAUCACUGUUCAACGUACUGUGUACUGUGUUCCUUGGAACAUCAGUGACAGCCCAGUCAUAAUGGCACACAUUGAAAGGCGGAUACUCGCCAAACCAACUUACAUACAUGGGGUUGUCAAAAAAAUGACCAACCUUUGCCCUACCAGAAAAUGGGGGUAAGCAGAGCUUGUCCUGUGUGCACCUGACCUUCAUCACGAUUAAGUAACCCACCGGUAAUGGGUAAAAAACAUAAACGUGACACAGAAGGUAUGUAUCAGGGAAGGAAAACAUUCACACAAGGGAAAGGAAGAAGUAACGAAAAGUAGUGUGCAAGGGAAGGUCAGGUGCACCCAGGGCAAGCUUCCGUUACCCCCAUUUUCCAGUAGGGAAAGGGUUGGUCAUUUCUUGUCAGGAAUGUUGUGGCAUGCCAAGAUGUGCAUGGCAUUAUUUCAUGAAGUCUCUCACAGCAAAGAAUGAAAAGCUAAAACAUUUGAAAAUGAGAAGAUGCAAAUAAUUGCAUUUCACCAAUUGCAUCACUUCGGGGACGCACACUCGGGGCCCUGUAAUUGUCUUUUUUUUCUAUAAUUGAUUUAUUAAAAAAUAAAUGUUUUUCUUCUUAUUCACAAACCUCGUGCGAUAUCAUUGGAUGUUGUGUGCCGUAAUUUGUUUACACUGUUUUCUAAAAGUUCUUCUUUCUUCUCUUUAUAAUUUGUUUUGACUGUGUGCUUGAUUACAUAUGUGCUCGAUAUUUGCAUGGGAUUAUCGCGGAGUGGAAUGUGCUUCCACAAUUUUAUCUAAUGUCGAAGCAUAUUCGGAUGCUCUUGUGUGAUAUUAACUUUACAUGUCACGUCAUUUCCUUGCAUCAGCGGUGCAUGCUUUGAAAAUGAUCUUCUUUCUUGUUUUCUUUACUUUUGCUGUUUGCAGUUUGGUCUAUCAAGAUCAAAUAUCAAGACAUAAUGUCCUGAUAUUUCUCCUCACUGUCUUUGCUCACCCUUAACCGGAAGUGCUUUCUGUCUUGUGUAGCUUUUGAAUGACCUUGGGUUUGAUUUUUUUUUUUUUUACCCUCUACUAUGCCAAAUCGCACACAUGUACCUCCUGUUGGUUAUUAAUGCGGAAGCAUUAUAUGGCUCGUGAUGCAGAAAAUCCAGCUUUCUCAGCAUUAUGAUGACCCUGAUGGUCCAAAAAGUCAAGUGAGCCAAUGAAGGCAGUUAUGUCAACUAAGACAAAGUUUAUUAAGGCAGGUUUAAUUAAGCUAGAGUUCAUUAAGGUACUUGUACCCUUGACCUUUGGCGGGAGAACAACCCAUGACCGUUGGUGUUAAUUAAGGCAAAGUUAAAUUAAGCUGAAUGAAAGUGCAUAGGCAUCACAUGGUGGUCACAAUGCUUUCACAUUCAUCCACGUAGGGAUAACUAAGUGCCUCUUGAAUUUUUUUGUUUCACUUUUAACCAAUGCAACCUUGGCUGACAAAAGGCAGCAGUAUUGCAGGAUUAAAUAAAUUGAGUGCUCAACCUAUUCCAGGCUGUGGAGUCAAUCGCUUUGUGUUUCGAGUCAUAUCCCCACCCCACAGGCAUGCUUCAUAUGGCUCAGCAAAAGAAGUAUUCGUGAACGAAUACCAUUUUACGUAGCUAAAACCUCUCAUCGUGCCUGUAACAAAUAUUGCUCUAAUUCGGCACAAGUACGCGGUGCCAGAAAAUAAAAGAAAGGAAUGGCUAAGCUAUGCUGGAAGCACACGCACUUCGCCAACAUGCAGCCGGGCAGCCGAGCACUGUGCCUUAGCAUGAGGACUGCUUGCAGCACCACCGCCACCAUCAUUCAGAAACAGUCCUUGCUCCCAUUAGUGGAUGGCAGACUAGCCAAUAUUCUAGAGACCACAGUACCGUUCUCUUAAACCAAUUACCUGUCCGGGUCACACCUCCGCCGCUCAACUACGCUGCCACAAUGGCAAGGCCACCCCUGCCAUCAUA